CUGCUGCCGGCUCCUCCACAGGUGUCAUGGCUCUCCGGUUCCUCCUGGGCUUCUUGCUUGCUGGCAUUGACCUUGGUGUCUACCUGAUGCCGAAUGAUCACCGCUCCCUGCAUCCUCUUCCUGUUUUAUGGCUGGCCGGGUCUGUUUCUGGAGUCCGCGCGGUGGCUGAUAGUGAAGCGGCAGAUCGAGGAGGCCCAGUCUGUGCUGAGGAUCCUGGCUGAGCGGAACCGGCCGCAUGGGCAGAUGCUGGGGGAGGAAGCCCAAGAAGCCCUGCAGGACCUGGAGAACACCUGCCCUCUCCCUGCAACAUCUUCCUUUUCCUUCGCUUCCCUCCUCAACUACCGCAACAUCUGGAAAAAUCUGCUUAUCCUGGGCUUCACCAACUUCAUCGCCCAUGCCAUUCGCCACUGCUACCAGCCAGUGGGAGGAGGAGGGAGCCCGUCGGAUUUCUACCUGUGCUCCCUGCUGGCCAGCGGCACGGCAGCCCUGGCCUGCGUCUUCCUGGGGGUCACCGUGGACCGAUUUGGCCGCCGGGGCAUCCUGCUCCUCUCGAUGACUCUGACUGGCAUCGCAUCUCUGGUCCUGCUGGGCCUGUGGGACUAUCUGAACGAGGCUGCCGUCACCACCUUCUCUGUCCUGGGGCUCUUCUCCUCCCAAGCUGCUGCCAUCCUCAGCACCCUCCUUGCUGCCGAAGUCAUCCCGACCACUGUCCGGGGCCGCGGCCUGGGCCUGAUCAUGGCUCUGGGGGCGCUCGGGGGGCUGAGUGGCCCGGCCCAGCGCCUCCACAUGGGCCACGGAGCCUUCCUGCAGCACGUGGUGCUGGCGGCCUGCGCGCUGCUCUGCAUCCUCAGCAUCAUGCUCCUGCCAGAGACCAAGCGCAAGCUGCUGCCCGAGGUGCUCCGGGACGGGGAGCUGUGCCGCCGGCCGUCCCUGCUGCGGCAGCCCCCGCCGCACCGCUGCGACCACGUCCCGCUGCUUGCCACCCCCAACCCUGCCCUCUGAGCAGCCUCUGUCAGCCUGCCGGGAGGCUGGCCCCUGCAGGGAGGUGGCCUCGGCCCGGCCAGGAGAUCGGGAAGACUGAGCGAGGCAGGGCCACCCCGCCUCCCGCCAGCCACAGAGGAGCAGCGCUCAGAGGGCUGUCCCCACACCGCCUCCUCCCUGCUGCUUUGUGUUCACUUCCUGGGCAGGGGUCAGGGUCAGGGGUCAGGGAGCGAGCUCCAUGCUGUAACACUGGGUCUGGGCUCCAUCCUGUGCCCAAAGACAUCCACCCAGACCUCAUUCUCUCUUGCUCUAUCAUUCUGUUUCAAUAAAGACAUUUUGAAUAAACAAGCAAA
Molecule: messenger RNA, 1334 nt
Organism: Lepus europaeus (European hare)
Lineage: Eukaryota; Metazoa; Chordata; Mammalia; Lagomorpha; Leporidae
Gene: SLC22A17
Product: solute carrier family 22 member 17
Exons: 7
Coding region: 94-1002 (302 amino acids)
Biological process (GO): transmembrane transport
Cellular component (GO): membrane
Molecular function (GO): transmembrane transporter activity
Source: RefSeq, a predicted model, not a curated record